AUGUGGCUGCUUACGUUUAUGCUCGGUUCUACAGAUCCACACCCUCUUACCAAACAAAGGCAAGGUCCGGUAAAAUUAUUAAACAGGAACGGUCUUGGGAACCUGCCUGCAAGUUUCAGAUUCCUCCACCUUAUGCAUACACCCAGGAAUCUCUUGGAGUGGAUGGUGAACAGCAACAGAGUGGAAAAGUAGAGCAGUGGCAUUUUACUGACUUCAAAACUCAAGGGAAGAAAGACCAGGAGGAGGAGGAGAAUAACAGUACGUUUAGCAUCCUUUGUAUUUCCUUGGAAUCUCACGGGAUACGUGCAAUGGAGCCACUAUCUGAUAGCAACUCAGCAGAGGGAGGGAGAGUAUGGACACAGUAACUUCAUCAACAUUACCAGGUAUUUACAAGCAAACCUUUCUGCAUAUAAAUUGGAAAGCAAUGCAAAGUAGUGUUUGGGCAUCAGGGGUGUUUGGGAAUUUUGAACUUUGAUUGUCAUACCAUGACCAGAUUCAAAGUCCCUCCCACCUUGCAUUCACCCCAGCUGAACUGGGAAGCUCAGCUCCAGUCAAGCCUAAGUCUGUCUCCUGCCUAGAUUCCUUGUCUUAUAUGUUUGUUUUUUUGCCAUGAUAGAAUUUGACACCAUCCACAGUCUGAAACAACUGGAGUGCAGCAGGUAGCUUCAUUACAAUAGCUGCAUCUGUCUAAUGAAGUGUUGGUUCAACACCAUCCACUAAAACAGGUAGCCAGUGUGAGCUCUCCAGGUAUCAUUGGACUACGGCUCCCAUCAUUGUGCCAUUGUAAUGGGCUGGUGGGUGUUGUUGUCCUACAACAUCUGCAGGGCACCACGUUGGCUAUCCCUGCACUAAAACCCCAAGCAAGCAAGCAAUGCUACAAACUGCAGAGUAAAACCUCAAACUCACUAACCUAAUCUGCCUGGGAUGGAGGAAGAAAUCCUUCCAGAAACUCAAAUCACAGGUCAGCCCAACCCAACUUUGAACUUGUGGCCACCACUGAAAGAAACUGCUGGGGUGCAAGUCCCCCUGAUUUGUUAGCUGUGAAACAAAAGGGCUUUUAUGUAUUGCAGUGGUAGGAUGUUGCUUUAUUUAUUUCUCAGGUCCCUUUGGCAUUGGGCUGAGCAUAUUUCCUGGUGGCGGGAGAUGGGAGGGAGAAAGACUUGCAGCAGGACAUCUUCUCACACGUUUCUCUGGAUUUCAUCUUUGAGUCUGAUCUGUACUAGCACUAGUUCUCCAGGGUUUCAGACGGGGGUAUUUCCCAGCCCUAACUGGAGAUGCUGGGAUUGAACCUGGGAAUGUUCUGCAUAGAAAGCACGUAUUCUACCACUCGGCGAUGGCCUUUCCCCCACUUGCACUAGUGGACGUCUACAUCAGAGAGAUGCAUUCCAUCACUAGUUCCAAUGCAGUACAAUCCCGUGUUUGUCUAAUGGGAUGUAAGUGUUACUGCGUUGAAUAGGACCUAACCCCCAGGUAACUGUGUAUGGUAGAUGUGACUAACCUGUAGCCCUCCAUAUGUUGGUGGAUGACAACUCCUAACAUCCCUGGCCCUGGCAUUGCUGGUUGGAGCCAAUGGAGUACCAAAGCAUCAGGAGCUCAGAGAACCACAGGUGAGCAGGAUUGCAGUCCUGCUCCAGAGAAGUAAGAAGAAAUACCUACUUUAUUAAUUUAUAUGGGAUAUUUCUAAACUUACCCGGACCCUGAGAUCAUCUUCUGGGGCCCUCCUUCGUGUGCCACCUCCUUGAGAGGUCCAGAGGAUGGCAACAUGAGAACGGGUCUUCUCUGCAGUGGCUCCCCAUCUGUGGAAUGCUCUCCCCAGGGAAGUUCGCUGGGUGUCUUCAUUAUACACCUUUAGGCACCAGGCAAAAAUGUUCCUUUUUAACCAGGCCUUUGGUUGACCUGAUCAACAUCCCAUACCCAUUUAAAAUGUGGCUCUUUGGGGGGGGGGUUAUUAUUGGGUUAUUGCUUUUAUUUUUAUUUUAUAUACUGUGAUCUUUUUAUGUGAACUGCCCUGAGACUUCCAGAUAUAGGGCGGUAUAUAAAUUCAAAUAAGAAUAAGAAUAAUUAAACAAAAAACAAAAAAAACUGUUAAACGUUACCAAAUACCAUCCUGUUGUACAAGUGCAAUAAAUAAAACAGUUAAAAACAAAUUUCCAAAGAGAAAUUGGAUACUGUCCCCAAGACAAUCUUCAGUUAUUUAUAUUCAAAUGGUUUGCAUCGGUUGUGAAAAAGAGCUGGACAUUGGUGCAGGAUUCCAUAAUUAGGAAGCCUAGUGUAGAAUUUGAAGUCCAUUUAAGAAGUUUUUUCCAAAUGGUUGAAAGGCAUUAAUUAGUUCAGGUUUGCUAUCAAUUCACCAUGCAGUGAAUGCAGCUUUUUUUUCUUGGAAGCUAACAUUUUGUUUCUAAUUUCACCCUCCAGUCAACACACAAACUGAAGUAAUAGAGCCAAUAACUACAACUAGCCUCUUGUCCUUUUCCUGAAUCAUUUCUGGUCAGACAGGUUUAUACUGCUCAUUUACCAUAGUUACACAACCCCAGCUGAGCUCCCAGCUGGCAAAUUCAGGAAGCUGUCAAUUAAGGGUGAAGUUUGCUUUCAUUUCCUAUGUUUCUAAUUCGGACCCUUGAUUUGAAUUUCAAAGCCAAGGUGUAAAAGAGCUCAAACACAAAAUCUGCAUGUCUGUUGUUGUUUUGAAAAGAUAUAUUCAACAUUUUAGUUAUGUAAAAUAGUCUGGCAUGGUUUUGCUGCUGCGUAUCACUCAUUAUAUUGGAUAUGCACUAGGGCAGUUCAAGAAGAGAGUUUUACAGCCGUUGUCCUGGCCCUCCCUGCCGAACAAAGAACUCAAGCUCCCAGUUCAGUUUCUGCCAAAGUCUUCAAUGCAUAAAUCAGAUCGGUGCAGAGGUAAAGCACAGAUUAAUUACAAGGUGCAGCAGGCACACAAGAGUUAGAGAUACAGUAUAUGGCUAAGCAGAAGCUAAGCCAUUGAUCCAACAAGCCACAUGCCCCCCUGCACCUUGCUUUUUGAAGGGCAGGGCGAGCACAGCAUUUAGUGCAGCAAGCAAUGGGAAUCUCUGGAGUGAGCAAACAAGCGGGCACUCCUCCCUUUACACCUCAACUACUCCCUUGGCCUAUCCUCUCUCAGCUUGACCCUCCCCUCAUAGCUUUGCCAAACCCCUCUGUGAAGUGGCUCUCCCCCUCCACUAAACAGCUCACCUGAGCCCAAACUGAUUGCUCACUUGCCUACCACUCUGUUAUCAUGCUAGAGUUGGCAUGGACACCUGCUGGUGGUCACGCAAUUUGCAGCAUGACAAUAGCCUUUUUAAUAUGUAUAGGAACAUACAUAGUACAGUGGUACCUCGGGUUACGAACUUAAUUCAUUCCGGAGGUCCGUUCUUAACCCGAAACCGUUCUUAACCUGAGGUGUGCUUUCGCUAAUGGGACCUCCCACUGCCAGCACGCGAUUUCCAUUCUCAUCCUGGGGCAAAGUUCGCAACCCAGAGCAACUACUUCUGGGUUAACAGUGUUUGUAACCCAAAGUGUUUGUAACCCGAGGUACGACUAUUCUAAAAUUAUAAAGAAGUUUGUAAUCUCAGCAGAGGCAUCCUGUGAGGGCUUCUGUGGUUAAAAGGCAGCCUUUCCCUUUUUUAUUUCUCCCCUCACCCCCGCAACUAAGUCCCUCAUGACAAUGUCUGAGGAGAAAAUUGUAGAGAGCAAAGGGAGUUCUGGGACCAGCCAUAGCUUGGAUAGACAGACAUAGUUCCUCUCAUCUAAUCCCAUUUGAUCUCCUUAUGCUCUCACGAGUUUAGAAUUCCAGGAUAUUGGGCAGCAUAUGCAAACUAACAAACAAAUAACCACAUGGAAGAGCUAUCCCCAUGUGCAUGUUGAUAACUCUGGCCUUUACUGGCUGGAGGAACAAGAGGCUACAUUAAGGGGUUUGGCUAGCUAGAGAGCCUUUCUCAGCUCUCCUUCCAUUAACUUCCUUAAGUCAACUUUUCUUAGGUUCCAAGUCUAAGUGUUUAAAAGUUGUGGCUCAAAUUAGAACACGAGUGUCAGUGAGUGCAUAUAAGGGUUAAAAUUCCUUGUAGGAAAAGCCCUUCGAACUGCCUUUGGGCCUGCUCCCCAACAUUUGAAAGUCAAAUCCAUAGGUAUUUCCAUUGUUUGCCUAGCAAAAGGAAAUGUCAGUUCUGCUGCUUAGCAGGCUGCUUCAGUACAUCUGGUGUGGUGUUGACUAUUCUGGCAGUGAACUACACUGAGCCAUUUCCUUCUUUCUGGCUAGUCAGGUUGCAUUCCUAAAAGGUGGAAGCUUUAAGCAAGUGAGGGGUGUCUGUGGCUACUUUGACAACACUGGCUAUUUUCAGACGUGACUUGAAGGAGCUACGUCUACCUGCUUUUCUUGCAGGGCAGUCCUCCAACUGGACUUGUGGCCACGUGUGCUUACCAUACUCUUCCUUCCCCUUUCCCAUAUGACUUUACCAGGAUGUUCUGCUGCCUUUUUAAGCAGCUGGACUGGUUAGACAGGGAGCAGAUUGCCAGCAGUAGUGGUUGCAUUCAAGCUGUCUUCCUGAGGAGAAGGGGGUGGGUGGGAAAUUUGCUCCUUGCAGCACACAUGCUUGGACUCUUCUGUGCUUUCCUGCACACUCAGUUGUUGGCUCAAUUCCUCCUAGACGGCUUGAUGGUGGCAUGAAAAAUAAAGAUGCAGCGGAGAAAGACCAAAGAGGAUGA
Podarcis lilfordi (Lilford's wall lizard) is the source of this 4716-nucleotide messenger RNA. Lineage: Eukaryota; Metazoa; Chordata; Lepidosauria; Squamata; Lacertidae. The record is from the annotation of a GenBank genome assembly.